AUGCUGAUGAGGAUUUUGCUGCCGGCGCGCCUGAGCCGCGUUCGGUGGUUCCUGGCGAUGCUCUUGUUGGUGGUGGCGGUUGGCUCGCUGCUGCUGGAAGUAGGCGCGCUAGAAUCCUCGGAAAUAAGCUCGAUGUCUCCCCUGGUAUGCAGGAAUCCCCUUCGCUUGCUCUCGCCGACGGCAGUCACCAUGGUGGUGGUCAAGUCGACGGGGACUGGUAUGAAGAUGGUUCUUGCGACCGGUUCCAGAGCAAAUCAUCGAUGGUGCUUGAGCUUUGGCGCCCCCGGCGGACAGCCGGCUUGCAGCGCCGCCGUGCCACCGAAUCCUGUGGCCGAAGGGCGGCCAAACCUCUUCCUCGUAGCCUUGAAGCUAUAUGGGAGGCAGUGCUACUCUAGCUCGAUGUUCACGGCUUGCUGCGGUGAAGAACUCGUCGGACCAAGUGGUGAUGUCCCCGGCGCCGGCGAGUUUGCAGUCGAUCGGGAGUGGCUUGGACCUGAUUGCGUUCCUCUUCAGAUCUUUGGGGUCCUUUCUGCAUAUUUUUGGGACUGCUUUGUAAUUUUCAGUUUGUUGUGUGUCCUGUUGCUCUCGCUUGUACUACGGUAUUGUAAUAUCAAAUAA
Molecule: messenger RNA, 618 nt
Organism: Triticum turgidum subsp. durum (durum wheat)
Lineage: Eukaryota; Viridiplantae; Streptophyta; Magnoliopsida; Poales; Poaceae
Source: the annotation of a GenBank genome assembly